GGUGCGAGCCAAAGACUUGAAGCCGUUGGCUAGUAGGCUUUCAGCCUCUCUAAUUCUCAGUGAAGAAGCGGACUGACAGCGCUGCAGCUUUGCCACCAGUGCUUGUGAUCGCUGGAAGCCCGGGAAACAUCCCGACUCACCCAGAAGCGGUUGCAGGGAAGCUAUCACCGUCGGAGCCAGAUGGACACAAGAUGACCGCUCGCGACCCGCUCGCACGUUCUUAUGGUAGGGAUAUGGCCGAUGUGAUUCGAAGCUUAGACGCUGCGUGUGCAGGCGGUCUCGCAGGCCCGAAGUCGUCGUUUGAGUGUGAGGAACGAAAGCCAACCUGGGGAAACAUGCUCGCCAAGCUCAAGGUCAGCUCUGACGACGCGGACGACAGUAGCAUGCCGCAGUCUAGCUCGAGGAGUGGCUUGCUUGCUCUGUUACCGGGCAAGAAGAGCGCACCCGCCUACUCGCUUCCGGCUGGGCAGGGUGGAGGCUCGCUCAGCCCGUGUAAGGCACAUGUUUUGCAGCACGAGAAACUGUCGGCGCUGUCCGAGUCGGAGACGCCACCUACCCAGAUUCAGCAUCUUGCUCUGCAGGCUCUGAACGCAGUUGCAAAUGGCGGGCAGAAGAAGGAGCCCAGACUCGACGUAAAAGCACACGUGAUGUCACCAUGUCAGCCAUCCGUUCUCUCAACAUGGCAAUGUGCGCACAUCGGAGACGAUGUGAUGGAGCGCGAUUAUGUUGUCGGCGAGCCUGCGGAAAGCCGAGCAAUGAGUCCUGCCAUUACUGGAGCACGGCUCUCGCCGCAUCCAGCGGUCAAUCCUAAAGCGUACUGGCACAGCAAUGGCGAGGAAGGGAACACCGACAGCACUCUUGUUGAGAUCGAAGACUUCAAAGAGAAGUAUGCGCCACCUUCGGUACCAAUGAUGUCAAGCGAAACCAACGAUCCAAGUCUUAGGCAUGCGACUUCGGAGAGUUCGAUACGAACAACAGCCACCACCAUCCAGAGAAUGGCGCCAGUUGUGCCGCCACCGAUUCAUCUGUCAAAAGUGCGUACGGUUAAUCCCGACUGCUCGCCGCUGACGUACGUUUCCAAGCCGAAAUGCUCGCCUGCGUAUCCAGCCUCGCCUGAUGAUCCCAACUGGCCAUUCGCGCUUGAGAGGGCCAAAGCGAGUGUGAAGGCGGACAGGAAGCAGACAGCUUGCCAAGGUCGAGCUCAGAAGCGUUUGCAGAAGCAAGUUCGCAAACCUGCUCGAGAGGGCAGGAUCGAGGAUGCGCGCCAGCUUGUUGCGAAGGGCAAUAAGUUUGGCUGGAUGCCUAAGAAGGAUUAUGCGGAGAUGACACUGGACAAGCUCGAGACGGUGGGUUGGGCAAUUGACGAAGAGAUGACGGAGCCUUCGAGCGGCAAGUUGAAGAAGCUCAUCAAGCAUACUGGCGCUGAUGUGGCGAUGGACCGUACUGCCAAACAAGCCUUCUUCCAGAAACGGAGGUUUCUCAUUCGUCCGGCUACAGAAGCGGUAGACUCAGAAGGUCAGAACGCGGAGAAACCAGAAGCUGUGGAUGAUCUUGCCGCUGCCAGAGAAAGUGAGCUUCGCAAGGCUAUGGAGGAGAGAGCUAAGACAGCGUCUGACGAGGUGGUCGAUUGCUUGUCAGAUAUCAUCGGGGACGAGGAAGUCAAUCAACGCUUGAUAGAGUCGCCACAACCUGACGGGCCGAGUGCGGAGUGGAACCGCAUGCUAGGCCGCGACUCGGACGGCGAAAGCACCGCCUACGCUUCGACUGCUGCGGAGAGGGAGAAGACGUAUCAGACACUCUGCGAACCCUCCGUGGGCGAUGAACAACCCAUUGGCCUUGGCAUCACCAACCUCGAUGGCAAUGACAACAGUGCACGGAGAGGCAAGGCUGCGCCUCUGAGCAUGCGUGCGCGCAUCUCAGCCGAAUACAGCCCUUCGGAAGUCUCAGACUUCAUGAGGGAUAUGAACGAAGAGAUGCGUCGGUCUAGAGAAGCAUCCUCCAUCUUCCCAUGCAGCGUAGAAGCUCCCGAAACGCCGGAACGGACGGUAUCGCCCUGUCCGACCCAGCCUUCAGUGCUGCAAGUGAAAUGCUCGCCGGACGGCAAGUUACUACGAGAUGGCAGCUUCGGACAAAAGAUAUUAGAAGCCAGCGACAAGCGAGCAUUGCAGCUUAAGCACGCUCAUCCCGCUAUGCGUGAUAAGACUAGCAUCAUAGGGGGAAACGGAGAAGACACAAUGCGAGUCCCUCUAAUUGCGCUGGAGGACGUCGACGAAGAAAGUAGCGUUACCGAGCUUAUUACGCCGAGCGGAGGGGACGAAACCAUUGACGGCGAGAAGAAUGGUUGUUUCAAGUCAGAGUGUGACAGCAAGCUGCAAGUCCAGAUACCGGAGGGAGUCAGCCACGGCAGUAAUCUUGAUUUGUUUUCGAUAUCGAGAUACGACGAUGAUCACAUAAGCUUGCUGCGCGUGAGCUUGCUACAAGAGGCCGAGCGAAUCGACCAUGAAGACAAGCGCGAAGCUCUGUAUCCACGACCUAUGCUUGAACACAUUCGACCAGUCUCCGCUUUCGACUUCGGUGACGAUGAAGAAGACGAGGAGCGAGCGGAGACAAUCUUGAUCAGCCAAAAACCAUCAUGCACAAGCGCCGUAGGCCGUCACUGUGUCGGGCAGGCAACGGCCUUGCCAGAGAUCACAGCCUAUACGAGCCGGCUGAGCGAUGUCUUUGGAAUCGGCUGCAUUGAACGGAACACCACAUCUAUGGUCAUUGGUUCGGAACGAGUGAAGAACGACGAGGAGAAGUUCAAGCUCGAGAACCUUACUAUGCAUACUACAAAAGGAUUGUACACUGACGAAGACGGUGUUGAGUGGAUUGACAAUCCAGAUUACAAGCCUGAGCCGACUGCAGGCACAGUCGAGCCAGGCGAGAAUGGCUUCGCCGAGCAGACGGCUCCCAAGCCAAGCGGCCAUCCAGCUACCCAUAUCGACAUAGACGACGUCCUCACGCAAUACCAGAACUGCUUGGCGCUCUCGCCAUCUCCGUCCGCAUCGACCUCAGGGAGCUCCGGCAGAGAUACAGUCGUCAAUCGCGAUAUGCAAGCCAUGCGCGAAGAUGUUGGUCUUUCCCCACUGAAAUUGCCGGCUCACGACUUCUCCUACAAACAUCCUUGUCACGCAUUCUUGUUGAAUACAGAAAAGGCCAUGUGUUUCGGCGCGCACGGCGCCCCUCUAACGGCGCUAACGCCUGUCCCAGACGAUGCCUUCGAGACACCGAGUCACGACAAGGCUGUCCGCACAAGCUACCGACACUUGGACGACAAGUACUUUCAGCCCUGCAGUACUCCUGCGGUUUCGAAGCCCCAAAUUUGCAGCCGCUGCGCCAAGCUCUGCUGCAUCUACGCUGAAAGCUUGUUACUCAGCUCGAUUCCCGGCCGCAACAGGUUACAUGAAGAAAUACGUGCGAAAGCGGAGGAGACGGCGGUGAAUUUGCGUAGCGUGUAUCCGCAGGGACUAGAAGUCUUUGACACGUUCUUGACUUGUGAAGAGUGCAGUCUGCUCGUGUGUCCGCAAUGCGCAGUUAUGUGCGAAGAACUGCUGUGCCGGCAGGUGAUGUGCAAGAAAUGCGGAAGCCAUGGAAGAUGCUCAUUGCACGAUUGAUGUAUGCGCCUAGUACGUAGUGUAGGCAGAGUCGGAUGUGGCCGGCACCACGCUUGGGACACAUCCUCUCCUUCUCACGUUGAAUG
Molecule: messenger RNA, 3739 nt
Organism: Baudoinia panamericana UAMH 10762
Lineage: Eukaryota; Fungi; Ascomycota; Dothideomycetes; Mycosphaerellales; Teratosphaeriaceae
Exons: 1
Coding region: 192-3653 (1153 amino acids)
Source: RefSeq, a predicted model, not a curated record